Molecule: messenger RNA, 1907 nt
Organism: Toxorhynchites rutilus septentrionalis
Lineage: Eukaryota; Metazoa; Arthropoda; Insecta; Diptera; Culicidae
Product: tektin-3-like
Exons: 6
Coding region: 205-1785 (526 amino acids)
Biological process (GO): cilium assembly; cilium movement involved in cell motility
Cellular component (GO): nucleus; microtubule cytoskeleton
Source: RefSeq, a predicted model, not a curated record
AUUCAGUUGCCCAUCGAAGCCAGCACCAGAUAGAGCGUGAUUUCGAUUCCGAUUCCAAUCGAAGAUUUAACCGUGUGGCCAUUAUUGUUGUUGUUGUUGUAGUUGUUGUUGUUGCUGCUGCUGUUGAUGCCGUUGUCGGCGGGAAGAAUACACGCUCUCUCGUAAAGGAACCACACGUUUCGGUGAAAUAGCCAUCAAUUUCCAAUGCUCUGCUGGGAAGGAGCCAGUGAUUAUGACACGUCCCCGUCUUCUCAGGCGUUACAUGCCAACACCUUUAUGCAUUCGAGUCGGAAAUCGAGCGUACCGAUGCCCUGGAGCUCGACUACCCAUGCCACUCACAAUAUGGAGCAGAUCUCCGGACCACCGAUACGAGUCAGCACCUGUUACCAAACGCCUCGUUCCCAUCCCUGGCGACCAACAAUGGGGUACGAGGCCGUUCAAGUGACACCCCUCCACGAACAACCCAUCACCAACGCAUUGGUUGCGUCUUCCUAUUCCCCAGCAGCAAUAUGUUCCGAUCCGGUUACCUUUCCGAACCUUGUCACGGGCUUUGAACGUAAUCCCCAGCACGCUGCACGCGCUGCCCUUUACACCCGCUACACGCCAAACGAGUGGACAUCGUCGAACGUUACGACUUAUGCCGAUGCGGACAAGAAUCGGAACUAUUCGGAGAAAGUCCGUUCGGAAGCUGUUCGGCUGAUGCGGGAAACAGAUGAAAAAACAUCCCAAGGGCAGCGAGACGCUGCUAGACGGCUCGGAGAACGCAUAACUGAUAUUACGUUCUGGAGGAAUGAAUUAACAACCGAGCUGGAGAAGCUUAUUGCUGAGUCUGCCCAGCUGACCGACACUAAACGUAACGUCCAAAAGGCGUUACAAGACCUGGAACCACCGUUGCACAUUGCCCAGGAAUGUCUGUACCAUCGAGAGGGUCGCAAAAGCAUAGAACUCGUACAUGAUCAUGUGGAGAAGAGCUUGCUAGUUGAGGUGGACAACUUACGAUCGUGUCAGGAGAAACUAUCCCAAUUGUUGGCUCGCAUCACCAAGCAGUUGGCCGACUGUCGAGCGGCCCAACACUCACUGGAGGAUGACAUUAGUCACAAGGAGUCGGCACUGGGAAUAGAUUCGCUUUGCCAUCAGCUGAAUAACUACAGUCGCGGGAUUAAUUACUACGGUGGCAUUGAAAAGUAUGAUCCGACCGUUAGUACACCAGGCACAUGGUCCGGCUCGAGCAGCACGCGCAUUAACAACUCCCAUUCAGAGCGUUCGAGAUCCUGUCAGCUGCGUAGCGAUGCGGAGUCGCUAAUUAAUGCCGUAGCCACUUCCGUUUGGGACAGCUGGAGUAACACCAAUAAUGCAUUCAACAACCGGUCGUCGGAAAUGCUCGAAGCGAAGAGUAAAAUGCAACUUCAACUGCACAAGACUCAGCAAGAAAUAUUCGAUAUCGAAAAACAUAUAGAGCUUCUACGCAAGGCAAUACACGACAAAUCGAAUCCUAUGAAAGUGGCGCAAACAAGACUCGAGGCACGUGCUCACCGACCCGGAUACGAAAUGUGUCGCGAUAAUGCACAUUUGCGUCUCGUGGAGGAGGUCUGCCAUAUUCAGGACUCGGUUUCGACGCUCCACCGAAAGCUACAGGAAGCGGAAUCCCAGCAUCAACAGUUGCUUAAAACGAAAUCCCAAUUGGAGAACAACCUUAAGCAGAAGGUGGAUGCACUAUUCAUCGAUAGAGAGAAAUGUAUGGGCUUACGUCGCUCAUUCCCGGUUAACAACACGAUUAAAUAUUAGAAACGAAAAUUAGCCCGAUAUUUGCUUCAACCACGAAUCACAUCGCAAACGAGAAUCGACAUCAAACAUAAUUGUUAUCACAAAAUUAGGCAUGAAUAAAGUUCGAUAUAUUACUUGCUUUC